GAGUGAACUUUCAUCCUUUAUCACCUCUCCUUACCUGCUUUUCCUUUCCAAGGCACACUCUUAUUUUCGUUUUAUUUUAAAAUAUUUUCUAUUUUUUGAUGCUCAGUUACUCUGGCUACAGUCAAACUGCACUAAUCUGCUGCUGGCUGGGCUCUCUCUGGAGCUUUGUCUCUAGCUGUUCCUGACAGAGGCUUGUGCUGUGCAGCACAUCUCGUCCUCUUUGUUCAGCCUCUGGCUUCAACCACUGAAUCCCAAAUACUCUCCAGCUGGGAAUCAGAGGAGGGCAGGAAUGAAGAACCCAGAAGCCCAACAGGAUGUUUCCGUUUCCCAGGGUGUUCGCAUGAUGUUUUACAUGAUGAAGCCCAAUGAAACUUCAUUCCAAACUCCAGAAGAGGUGCCUGAUUACGUAAAAAAGGCUACUCCAUUUUUCAUUUCCUUUAUGCUGCUUGAACUGGUCAUCAGCUGGGUUUGCAAAGGGAAGCCAUUAAGUCGCGUGGAUGAUGUUUUAACAUCCUUAUCGGCUGGUAUUCUGUCUCGGCUUCCAAGCCUGUUUUUCAGGAGCAUUGAAGUGACCAGUUACAUUUAUAUCUGGGAGAACUAUAGGUUCUUCAGUUUGCCUUGGGAUUCUCCAUGGACUUGGUAUCUCACCUUUUUAGGAGUAGACUUUGCCUACUACUGGUUUCAUCGCAUGGCCCAUGAGGUUAACAUUAUUUGGGCUGGACACCAAGUGCACCACAGUUCUGAGGACUAUAACUUGUCCACAGCACUGAGGCAAUCUGUCCUCCAGAUAUAUACUUCCUGGAUCGAACCCAGUGCCUCACACAUGGGAGUUCCUCACAUGUGCCAGAUUUUCUACUCUCCCAUGGCCCUCUUCAUACCACCCUCUGUAUAUGCUGUUCAUCUUCAGUUCAAUCUACUUUACCAAUUUUGGAUCCAUACUGAGAUCAUCAAUAACCUUGGUCCUUUGGAACUGAUUCUUAAUACUCCUAGCCAUCAUAGGGUUCAUCAUGGCAAAAAUCGUUACUGCAUAGACAAAAACUAUGGUGGCACUCUUAUCAUUUGGGAUAGAAUUUUUGGGACUUUUGAAGCAGAGAAAGAAAGAGUUAUAUAUGGUCUUACACAUCCAAUUAAUACCUUUGACCCACUCAGGGUGCAGUUCCACCAUUUAUUUUACAUUUGGACUACAUUUUGGGCUACACCUGGAUUCUUCCAUAAGUUUUCUGUGAUAUUUAAAGGACCUGGUUGGGGUCCAGGUAAACCAAGACUUGGGCUGAGUGAAGAGAUCCCAGAGGUUACAGGAAAAGAAGUUCUCUUCUCAUCAUCUGCCUCUCAGUUAUUAAAGAUAUACACAGUUGUACAGUUUGCUGUGAUGCUAGCAUUUUAUGAAGAGACCUUUUCAAAUACUGCCGCACUAUCACAGGUAACUCUCCUUCUGAGGGUUCUCUUCAUCAUCCUGACCUUGACCUCCAUUGGAUUUCUUCUGGAUCAAAGACCUAAGGCAGCUAUUAUGGAAACUCUCCGUUGCUUGGUGAUCCUGAUGCUGUACAGAUUCGGUCACAUUAAGCCUCUUGUCCCCGCCUUGUCAUUUGUUUUUGAGAACUAUACUGCCAUCAUUUACACUGACACAGAAAAAUUGAACUGCUAUGGGAUGCGAGUAAAUUUGCAACAUGAGGACAGUAGAGUCUGGAUCUUCAUUCCAAAUUCUAGGCCACAUGUACCAACUCAUAUAUAGGAAUUGACUUUGGAAAUUUUUUAUUCCAUUUGCAUAACAUUCUGGGGAGUAAGAAGCAUGAAACUUCUUGCCACUGGUCCUGGGAAAUAACCUAAGUGUACACAGCACUCUUGUUUUAAUCAAUUUUCCAUAGCCACAACAUACUUUCACUGAAUAUGGAAAUGCAAUUAUCUUAUACAAUGCUUAUAGGGAUGAUUUCUCUAAUGAAAAGUAAAUGUACUUACUUAUCCUUGCUUUUUACAUUUAUUAUUUUCUAUUAAAGUCAAUUAACAAUUACUUUCCUUUUGCUCUACCAUUGAAAAGCAAAUGAUUUCAAAUAUACUGAUGUUAUAUUUACUGGUACUAUCUAUGACAAUGCAUAUAAGAAGAAGGGAGGAAAUUUACCAACAGUAAAGAGGAAUGGAUAUUGAAUUUGUAUUGUUCUAUUGUUGGAUGCUCUUUUUUUUUUUUGAUGUUUGGUAAAAUUAUACUUAAUACAGAUUUGUAGUCAAAAAGACAUACUACAAUAGUUAUCUGCCUAGGACUGCAUUUGCCUUUGCAAACUAUGUAAUGCCAAGUGUCAUGAUGCAGAAAAACAUCAUUGAAAUGGAAAUGAAUGAAUAUGACAGAAUUGGUUUGUUCAACAGACUAAUUUGUGAUACAUAUGUCUAAUAUGUUUGCUCAAUUUUUUUGGAAGAUUGAGGAGCAUGAAGUAAUUCUAUGUUAUUAAAAAUUGUCAAAAUAUUGUUAAUAAAAUUCUCUAAGUAAAUCUGCACAA
Marmota monax (woodchuck) is the source of this 2489-nucleotide messenger RNA. RefSeq names its product alkylglycerol monooxygenase (gene Agmo). Gene Ontology annotation, molecular function: oxidoreductase activity; iron ion binding. Lineage: Eukaryota; Metazoa; Chordata; Mammalia; Rodentia; Sciuridae. Gene Ontology annotation, biological process: lipid biosynthetic process. The transcript has 17 exons. Gene Ontology annotation, cellular component: endoplasmic reticulum. The record is from RefSeq and is a predicted model, not a curated record. Bases 290 to 1732 code for a protein of 480 amino acids.